Messenger RNA from Python bivittatus (Burmese python), 3073 nucleotides. RefSeq names its product BCL2 family apoptosis regulator BOK (gene BOK). NCBI's taxonomy places the organism in Eukaryota, Metazoa, Chordata, Lepidosauria, Squamata, Pythonidae. The record is from RefSeq and is a predicted model, not a curated record. Gene Ontology annotation, cellular component: mitochondrial outer membrane. Gene Ontology annotation, molecular function: BH domain binding. Gene Ontology annotation, biological process: intrinsic apoptotic signaling pathway in response to DNA damage; release of cytochrome c from mitochondria; regulation of apoptotic process.
UAUAGCAAGAAGGUCUUUUCCCUCGGAGCGAAUCGAGCGGGUGCUGGUAUCUCUGAAGCUUCGUGGAGGCAGAAAGAACAACGGCUCAAAGUUUCCUGGAGGAACUAGGCGUUUCUGUGGGAUUUCAAUAACCAAGAAUCCUUGGGAUCUCUGCCCAGCCUGGUCCCAGCAGGGCGAAUCAAGGAACUCUCCCUAACUACAGCAGAGCACGUAAGGAAUCCUCUGCGCUGCAAACCACUGUGGAGUGGAAAUGCCUUGGAAAGGCAUCUCCAACAAGCAUCUCUGCUGAAAAUUGCAGUGAAGCAGGAUUCCACAAACACAUUCUCUAGUUGUAGAUUCCUCUCCAAGUGUCCCACUAAGGAAAUCCUGAGGAUGACUCCACCCAGCAUGUUUGGAGAUCGGUGAUGAGGAUGGAAGUGCUCCGUCGUUCUUCUGUCUUUGCUGCAGAGGUGAUGGAAGUGUUUGACCGGACUCCCACUGAUAAGGAGCUUGUAUCUCAAGCCAAGGUACUCUGCAGGGACUACAUUCACUCCAGGCUCAUUCGGGCUGGAAUUGGCUGGAAUAAGCCUGAGCACAGUUCACCUGUUCCAGUUGGCAAGUUAGCAGAGGUGUCCAGCAUACUUUUAAGAUUGGGGGAUGAGCUGGAGUACAUCAGGCCCAAUCUUUAUCGGAAUAUAGCACGGCAGCUAAACAUCUCUCUACACUCGGAAACUGUGGUGACGGAUGCUUUCUUGGCUGUGGCUGCUCAAAUUUUUUCUUCAGGAAUAACAUGGGGUAAGAUUGCAUCUCUCUAUGCCGUGGCAGCAGGCCUCGCUGUGGACUGUGUGAGACAUGCCCAGCCAGCUAUGGUCCAUACCAUCGUGGACUGUUUGGGAGAGUUUGUACGCAAGACCUUGGUGACAUGGAUGAAGAGGAGAGGAGGCUGGACAGACAUAACAAAAUGCGUAGUGAAUACUGAUCCUAAUCUUCGCUCUCAUUGGCUUGUGGCUGCCGUUUGUAGUUUUGGCCACUUCUUGAAGGCCAUCUUCUUUGUGCUGUUGCCAGAAAGAUGAUAUCCAGUUAUCAGAUGAAGUUCCAUCUUCUUCUCAGUGACACAACAGAUACAGGGAAGAAGUAAUGAGAUGACUUUCCUCAACAUUUUUCCAGCAAUGGGAAAUGUUUUUUCAGUUCAUGUCUUGCACCAAACAUCUUUUGUAUUUUCAGAUUUGCAUAGAACUGUUCAUAAGGCUGAGCAAUGGAAGAACUUGCCAUUCAGUUUGUUGUUUUUAAAUUGUGUCACAUUUUUAAUGCAUUAAAAACAAGGAAGCUGAUUUGGAACUGUUGUCAAGAGGAAAACUCUGCCCUGAAUUUUUCAUGUAAACUACUUUUGUGUUUUCUAGUUGUGAUUUUUACAGUGUUCUUCACACUUUGGAUCCUAAAUUCUUGGUUAAUGAUUGCUAAAUAAAGAAGGGGAGGGGGUUUUCCAAUAUACUGAAAUUUAGUUUAAAUAUCACCUUCUGUCUAAGAGGAAACUAAACUGGGAUUGUGUAACAUAGAUUGCCGAUCUACAUACUCAUCUUUACAUUUUCGCAUCUGAGGCACCAAAAUAUAAGAUCAUGUUUUUUUUAAAAAAAAACUACUCUUACGUUAAAUAAAAGGAGACGUCAAACUGCCACAUUUAGAAUACAUCAGCAAAAAGAUCUAAAUGGAGCGUACAAAAGUUUAAUGUGAGGUGCAGUUGGCAAAUUGUGUGAUUUUUUAAAAAAUCCUAUUAUAUCCUAUAUAUGAUAACAAGCAUGACUGGGACAGGAGGAAAUCUAAACCUGCUUUGAUAUUUAAGUGCAAAUAAAGAAAGGUGUACACACAAUGAAGUGUAUAAACAUCUGAAAGAUACUCUCACCCAUUAUUUUUCUUUCUACUUUUUAACUACAUUGUGCAAAAUGCUGGUAAAUGGGAGUGGGAUUAGCAAUGAAGAUCAUCCUUGAAAUUUGUGAGAAGAGCAAAGCUUCAGGCUUCUGGUGUUAGACCCCUGAAACAGAAUCUGAACUCUGUAUAUAAUGAGAUAAGGGCUUGAUUUAUUGUGACUAAAUAAAACACAAAGAGAGCAUGAAGAGCAUGAAUUCUGGAACUCUUUCUAAUCACUUAAUAAUAGCUCUGUUCUGGGUCAGGAGGGGAGCUUAGAUUUGAGGCAUCAGCAAUAUUCCAAGCCACUAACUGCCUUUCCUAAGAGGAUACAUUUGGGGAUUUUUCAGGAUUUUUUCUCUGAAGACUCUGAAUCUGGCCUGUUUUCUUAAUCUUCCUUCUACCAGUUUUACCCAACAUGAAAUUUAGUUCCAUUCUGAUGAAUAGAAAGCUGGACAGUGUCUUUACUUCUUUCCAACAUUGUAUAGGUUAAAAAGAAUAUUUGUAUAUGCUGAUAUAUUUGUUGAAGGAGAGUCCUUAUAAAGCCAAAAUGAUGCAGGGAUGAUUAGUGGACUUGAGAGGUCCAUCACUAUAGAAGAAGAAAUAUAUAUGUUGGGUGGGAAAAGUGGGGGGGAAACCCCUCAAAACUAUAUUCAGCAUAUUCUGAAAAGACAUACCAUUUUUGGUGGGAGAAAAUGGCAUAUUUCAGCUCCUGAACAGAAGCAGUACACACUGCUACAUUUUGUGAGAUCUCAAUUGCCAUAAAUACUCUCAGUAGCCCUAAAUAAAAUGUACAUAGAAGAAGCAGAUUUAGAAAAACCCAAGAUCUACAGAACUAUCCCAAGAAAACAUGUGCAUUAAGUGUUCUUAAACAUUGUCUAUCCAACCAGUAAGCACCAUGACAAGAACUAUAAUAAUUGUCCUCUGAGUUAACGCAUGAAUGGACAAAUAUAACAAGGCAGUUCUGCCAGAUUAGAUCAAGAGAAGGUGGGUUUGUCCAAUAUGCUUAGUAAAAGAGCAAGUAAGUUGCCAUUGUUAAUCUCCUAAGUGUGGCUUUUUUUACAGUGGUUUCGGACUUAUAGUUCAAACCUUAAAUAUCUGUUAUCUUAUUAAAUAUAUCCAAACUAGUGGUUGUUUAGAGUUUGACUGAUGGUAAGUCUGAAAAAGCUGCAUGGGGAGGGGGAGAAAAGUA